AUGGCUCAGCCUGUGACGUAUCCCGCCGCGAUGCAGCAGCCCGUGCAGUACGUCCAGUCGGGACAGCAGUACCUCCAGGGCCAGGCGCAGGCCGGACAGCAGUACCUCCAGAACGCCCAGCAAGCCGGGCAGCAGUACCUGCAGUCCGGACAGCAGUACAUGCAGAAUGUUGGCAGCAACCUGCAGCAGGCCCAGUCGAUGGUGGUGAGCAACUUCAACCAAUUUGGGCAGCAGCUCAACUCGGCUCUGGACCACGCUCAGGGCAAGUGGUUUGCACCGGGCGAGGCCCUGCCGCCAGGGUUCCAGGUCUCCGCUCACCCCGAGGGCCACACGGAGCCGCAGGGCCACCACGCCAUGUCGGAUGCCGUCGCGUCCAUGAAGGGAUUCACCAAUAAGCUGAGCGCGACCUUCAACGACACGGCCAAUGCCUUGGCAGGCAGCAGCAGCAAGAAGUCCAAGAAGAGCAAGAAGAAGAAGUCCUCCGGCUGGUGCUAA
This is a messenger RNA of Symbiodinium natans, 495 nucleotides long. NCBI's taxonomy places the organism in Eukaryota, Dinophyceae, Suessiales, Symbiodiniaceae. The record is from the annotation of a GenBank genome assembly.